Formica exsecta is the source of this 3560-nucleotide messenger RNA. RefSeq names its product microsomal triglyceride transfer protein large subunit (gene Mtp). The transcript has 6 exons. Gene Ontology annotation, molecular function: lipid binding. The coding region runs from base 147 to 2972 and encodes 941 amino acids. Lineage: Eukaryota; Metazoa; Arthropoda; Insecta; Hymenoptera; Formicidae. Gene Ontology annotation, biological process: lipid transport; lipoprotein metabolic process. The record is from RefSeq and is a predicted model, not a curated record. Gene Ontology annotation, cellular component: basolateral plasma membrane; endoplasmic reticulum; Golgi apparatus.
UCUUCUUGUGUAUCGACGUUGCCUGAGUAGGGGGAACGACGAGCAAGGGAUCUUGCUAGUCCCCGAUGGUAGAGGAAUGGGCGGUGGUAGGGAGCUAGGGGACGAGAGGGGAAGAGAGUUCCUGAGUCUCGCGAUAACGCAGGCCUAUGCCGUCUAAUUAUUCGUAUUUAUCCGCAGAGGGACGAGAGAAGGAGAGCGGACGUGGAACGGGACGGCACGACCGACGUUCGCGAUACGACGACGGCGCAGUGCAGGACGACAGUAGGAGCGAGGAAAGAAUGGCCGGUCGUCUUCUUCGGGGCACGCCAGUCAGGAUGCUCGCCGUCUGCCUGGUCUAUCUUUUCACGCUCCUCGGUUCGUACUGUCAGAUGGCACCAGCCGUAGCCGGUGCCACCAGAGGCUGGGAAACGGGAAGAGGUCACAAGUAUAGAUUAACGAAUACUCUGAUCUUCAGAGAGGCCGGAUCACCGAAAUCCGGAGGUGACGUCGGCUUUCGGCUGACCGGCGAGCUGGACAUCACCGUUGUAUGGCAAGAUUCCAGUGAUCCCAAUAGCUUUCUACUUAAAUUCAAGCUGUUAUCGCCGCAGUUAUGGAUCAAAUCCCGCCGAGCUCCGGAGCCGGAGGGCUUCGUGGAGCAUUCGUCCAGGGUGGAGCAGAUCGCCGAGAAGCCCUUCUUCGUGCUCUGGCGAUACGGCGAUGUCGAGGCUAUUUACAUAGACUCGACCGAGACCUCAUCGUCUGCAAAUCUGAAACGCGGUCUAGCAAGUAUCUUUCAAUAUCGAACGCUCGACGACGAGAUGCGUCAACGUGACGCUUCGGGUAUCUGCAAUGUAAUCUAUAUGUCCGUCGGAGAGAACAUCAUCAAGAAACGAAAAACUGCUUGUACGUACGAUACAUUACCGCCGCCUAGGCGACACCCGAAUCCGCUCUUCGCCGUCAAACUCGAAAGUUAUCGCAAUUCCACGUACGUGCUGACGCAAUCGCUGCUGCCGGAGCACGUGGUCGACCAUGAGGCGCAUAGGAUGACAUUGGCGUCCAAGCUGGACAUCGGCACGAACGUUGUAUCGGAAAGAAUACUGGAACAGGCGCCGGAAAUUCUGAGCGCGAGUGUUAUUGAAGCGGAUUCCGCAAAACAUGCCGUGAUGAUCCUCGAACCCGGAUACAGAGAGAUCAGUAUCGAGCUACAACCAGAAUCCGUCACGUGUCCUGACACCGGAUGUCCCACGAUCGACCAGACGAUCGAGGAAUAUCGCGAGGCGCUUACUUCUUCCGCGCUGGGUACAGCGAAAUCCGCAUCGGCCUUCCUCAAGCUUCUUCCUCUAGUCAGAAACGCCUUACCUGAAGAACUGCACAAGAUCUUGAAAAUGCCGCGCUAUCGCCAGAUGAAGAUGCAACUGUUGGAUGUAUUCGGUUCCGCGUCUACGUUGCCUGCUCAUCAAGCGGCUAUGAAGAUCCUUCGGCAGGACGAGAUCGGUGACGAGACCGAGAGGUAUCUAUGGGCUCUAUCUCUCUCACCGACGCCGAAUGCCGAUGUCACCAAGGACAUUCUUAGACGCUCCGAGGAGACGAUGCAGAACGACAAGGUAUCCGAGACCUAUGCGCUUGCUGCGGGCGCGAUGGCGCGGCAUUAUGGCUCACCUGCGCUGAUAGAGAAGGCGAGGAUUAGUUUGGAACUGGGUCUGGAUACUUGCAGCGGUGAAGAGUGCAAGCUCAAGUUUCUGCGGGCUCUACGAAACCUGAAGAGUCCAGCGGCAAUUCCCACGUUAUUGUCGCACGCGCUAAGCAACAGUAAAGCCAUCAGCGUCGUCGCUUGGCGAGCUCUGGCCNCUCUUCCUCGCGAAGCUGUGACCGAUGAGUUGAAGGCCGCGGCUUAUAAGAUUUUCUAUCAGACCGGAGGACCGCGAAGGGAUAGCAGUGCGCGAACGCUCGCGUUAGAUAUCAUCCUUGAGAGCGAGCCUUCCGCAGAAAUCCUGCGUGAUCUCGUUAAAUAUUUAAGCAGCAACGAUCCGGCCUAUGAAGUCCGUAAGUACCUGAGUCAACGAUUGGAGCAAAUCGCCGAGAAGAACGAACAAUUCGCCAGAUACCUAAGGAAUAUAUAUGCGACCGGUGGUACGACGGUUAACAAUUAUCACGUACGAGCACAGAGGGGCCUCAGUACCGCCUUUACGAGGAACUUUUUGCGUUCGCCCGAGAGCAACGGCUCCUUGGUGACUAUUCAAGAGGUAAAUUCCGGUCUGCUGAAGCGCGGCAUUGUAGACGUCGUGCUGGAGACUAACAAAGAACGGCAAACGAUGUUCUCGCUGGGAUUAUUCGCGGGUGGUCUCGGCAGCUUCGUCUCGAGCCAGGACGAUGGAGCGGAAGCCGACGAUGAAGUGGCUACUGCCGGUAUGGAAAUAGAUUUUCUCGGUGUCGGCGUGCGGCCGUUCGUCUUCUUUUCUGGCCAGGGCGAGCUGAUGGGCCACGUCUGGUCCGGCACGGCGUCCGAGAGGACCCCUGCUUUCCAGGCUCUUGCUUCCCUUUAUAAUCACAACCAGUACGUGCCAUUGGGAUCCGGUUUUGUCGUCGAGAUCGACGUUCAGGGCGCCGUGAGCUUUGACCUGGCUGGCCAGAUCCAGCUAAGUCUCUGGUCGAGAAAUGCACGGUCCUUGGUAGAAAUGAAUGCUGGUGUGAUGAUCCACGGUGGCACCAAGGUGCACUCGAGUUUCGUGCAGAGUAAAGCGGAGUUCUCGAUGGCGAUGGAACCCAAGCUCGAACUGUCCACCGACGUAGACUUUUCUGGGCCGGUGUCAUUGUGUAUGAGGCUCAGCCAGCCGGUCACCACGGUGAAGCAGCAGGUUUACAAGAUCGAGAGAAUACCUGGCAGCCGGCACAGAUUGAGGAAAACACGCCGGACAAAGAUUCAUUCGCCCGGCAGGUCUUACAAGCUCAACCAAAAGAACGAUGAAAUGUGUGCGAAAUUCGCGUUCAGUUAACGGCACCUUAAAGAUUGCUCAGUAACUUUUUUAGAUAUUAGGUGCGAUAUAAAACUUUUUUUACCAUUGUGAAUCUCUAUAGUGUAAGGAUAGUGCAAAUAUUUGAGUACGAUAAUAUGGCAGCGUUUAUAUAUAUGAAAUCGAUGGACAGUUGGAUUAUGGAUCAAUAGAUAACGUUACACUUGGGCCUCAAUAUAAUACUCUAAGUUAAUUGAAGUUACUCGAAAAUGCAUUCAUCGAUAGAGGGAAGAAAUUAAUAUUGCCAUAAUAAUUUUAGAACAAGGAAUUGGAAUCUCUGCAAAUUUUUGCAAUAUUUAUUUUCUACUUGAUAUGAUUAUCAUGAAGAAAUAAUGAUAAUUUCAUCAAGAUCUCGUUCUAUGUGUGUGAUUACUUUAAAAUAUAACUUAUCUCUUUCAUUCAUUAUCCCUAUUACUUCACAUUCUCUUAUUUUUGUUAACAUUACGUACAAUGAAGACAUAGCGCAUUUAUUCUCUUCAAGAUCUAUUAUAUCGAGGCUCAACUGUAUUUAUAUUUUAUAUUUUGUACACUCAUUUCUACGACGUAAGCGUUUCGCUGUUAAUAAAAAAG